UGGAGUGCAAUGGUGCGAUCUCAGCUCACUGCAACCUCCGCCCUGGCUCGCUGGGUCCAUCCCUUCUGCAGGUAAGAUGUCAAUAUUUACCCUACUGACCGUGGCCAGUUCUUGGUAUUGCUCAAGUCCCCUGGGUCUUCAGACUGGCAGGUGACUUAAGGGACCAACCACCCUGGGCCUCUCCUGGGACAAACACUUGGCGUCACCCAUUAUCAUGUCUUGUUCAGCCUCAGAGGAGCGUGGUUGGGGUGGAUUACUUCAUGCCUUGAUUCUGCCUUGCCGGAAACCACGGUGGCAGCAGGCUUGGGUGUCACCAAGUCCUCACGUUUCAUGCUAUUUCUGGAGGUUCUGGCCUUUGUGGCCUCGGAAAGGAAGGUGAUCUGGUGCUUUGGGGAAGGCCCUCAGGAUGCUCCUCCAGAUGGUCUUCUUCAGGCCUUUUACUCAGCAUUGAUCUGAUCAGUUCUGCCAGCUCUGGGCCAUGAUCUCUGGCACCUCGCGGCUUUCCGUCAAUAAUUUCAUAAACUCCAGACUUCUGUCUUUUGUAUGGAAAGCACGCGAUGCCCAUUUCAUAUGACACCGCACCCUGGAGCCCAAACGUCAGCCCUGCUGGUGUGGGGUUUGUUGGGGACUAUUUCGGGCUCAGGUCUAGGGGGGGCUUCCCCAGGGCAGGCGCGUCCUGGUCCCCAUCUGAGGCCGUGGGCUCCUGGCAGGAGGACCUGGAGUUUUCAGAUCCCCAGGAAGCAUGCAUUUCUCCCGACUCUAGGGCACAAACUGCCCUUUGCUGGCGUUGGGCACGGAUCAUGGCCUGGCAGAAGCCCACGACACCGGUGGAGCAGGCGGUGCCCCCCGCCCGGGACUCCUCGAGGGUGAUGGCUCCGGGAGGCCUAGGCUGGGACAGAGCGGGACCUCCUGGUUGGUCAGCAGCGUGCUCCCGGCUGCCACUUUCGGAGGCUUGGGUUUGGAAGACACCACCUGCCAUCCCGUCGCGCCUCUCGGGGUCUGCUCCCCUGGACUGACCCUGCUCACGUGCGCGGCUACUAGCUGGCGGCCAGGAGCCAGUGGCAGGCGCGGCCGGUGGGACGCUGGGCAGGAGGAUGCGCUAGAGCCCGUCGGGCAGCGCCGACCCGUAAGGCAGCUGGAAGGGUGAGCAAACAGCCGCGUGGGCGGCUGAGGGGCUGAGCCGGCUGACGGGCUGAGGGGCUGAGGGGCUGAGGCGGCUGAGGAGGCUGAGGGGCUGAGGCGGCUGAGGAGGCUGAGGGG
Messenger RNA from Piliocolobus tephrosceles (Ugandan red Colobus), 1260 nucleotides. RefSeq lists its product as uncharacterized. The coding region runs from base 558 to 1016 and encodes 152 amino acids. The record is from RefSeq and is a predicted model, not a curated record. NCBI's taxonomy places the organism in Eukaryota, Metazoa, Chordata, Mammalia, Primates, Cercopithecidae. The transcript has a single exon.